Molecule: messenger RNA, 7109 nt
Organism: Camponotus floridanus (Florida carpenter ant)
Lineage: Eukaryota; Metazoa; Arthropoda; Insecta; Hymenoptera; Formicidae
Exons: 12
Coding region: 232-6918 (2228 amino acids)
Molecular function (GO): protein binding
Source: RefSeq, a predicted model, not a curated record
UCUUGGUCUUUGGAAUUAUAACAGGCUGACAGGUCAAUUCGCCUCGCCGCAAUCCUUUGGUCGUAUAGUAAUAUAAAAAGGCCUUGUGACAGUUUGCCGUAAUGAUACGUGAACCGUUUCGGACAGACGGUCCAGUACAAUGAUGACAAACGAUACGAAUCGACGUAUCUUCAGAUCGAAAUAUGCAAGGUAUAUACGUAACGUGCAAGUAUGAAACAGUAAAUAUGCCUCAUGGCUGGAGGCAGGAGCGACAAGCAAAAUGGAAAUUUAGACAAAACACAUCAGUGGCUAUGCCACAGUAGUUUUGAUUCUGUCACAUUUCAGUCUUCUCUGAGUGAUGAAUUUAAAAAACGAAAAAGUGCGGAACAACAUCGCACUAUUGUUAAAAAUAUCAAUCAAUUACAAGACAGUAUUCUAAGAAUAUUUACGGAUUCCUUGUAUUGUGAUCUUAAUAUAAUACAUGGUUAUAAAGUAAUACGUAUAAACCAAUGUAUUGUUAGAGCAAGAUCACCACACUUGUAUGAAGUUCUCAAGCCUUAUUUCAUUUACAUUAAUAAAACAAUCCAUUGCAUUCUUGAUAAACCUGGUCUUUUUCAUCAGAUUGAAGAUUUUGUAAGACUUCUAUACAGUAAUUUGGACUUUAGUCAAGAAGAGCAAUUAUUAGUGGAAAUAAUUCUGAAUACAAAUUACAAGUGUUAUUCUUCAAAUGAGUCUGAUAGCAGUAUAUCUCACAUUGAUGACAGAAUAUGCGAGAAAUGUUUGACGUCAGACUGUAACACACAACAACAUCAGCAGAAGGUGAAGAGACAUGUUGUAACGGAUGCAAGUCCUACUGCAUCAGAAAUGGCUGAUUCCGGUCUGGAGACAGGUUCGAUAAGUCCGCAUGAGAAUACGACUUAUUCUGAGAACUCCAGCACGGACUUGGAAGUAAUACCAGCAACCACAGAAUAUACUUCCACCAAUGACGACGAUUCGGAUCGAAUACGUGCCGAACGAAUACGCGAAAAGAGCGGUCGUAAGACACUCUUGUUAUACGAUAAGCAUCGGGAAUCACUCAAUAAUGACGAUUUCGGGAAGAGUACAACACAAUCUGAAUCGAAUAAUCAUAGCACAACGUGCUCCUCCCUAGAAACGGAACAUCCGCCUACGGAUAAUACUUCGGACAAUGCACGAGAAGCGAAACUGAAUGCUGAAGAAAUCUUUCAAUAUGAGAGUCAGAUGUUGAGCGAGCCAUUCUACGAAUCGGACUGCGGCAGCGAAAAUGAGUCGUUUGAAUUUAUUGAGCCCGUCCCUUCGGCAAGUGGCGAUCACGAAGGAAAAUGCUUCGCGAAGCGUAAAUUGGAGCAGAAAAUACAAUCAGAUGCGGAAGAGUCGGAAAGUACGACGGUCGAAACGGAAUCUGAUCAUUCUCGUCCCACUGAUGGCGCGACUGGUCGUAACAGUUCAUCCACGAGCGGUUAUUAUUUCAUCGAUGCAUCUACUCUAAAUGACGAAGUGGAUAUUGUUUCUACGAAUGUAACAAAGAAUCAGUAUGCCAAUAAUAACGCGCCAUAUUUUGCGUUUUCCCCGAAUUACACGGAUUACAAGUCAUCGGACAAAGCAAAUAAUCCCGUAGAAGAACAGUCGUAUAAGUUUACCCCGCUUAAGACAUUGACUUUGCAAACUGGUCACGAACGAGUAGCGGAAUUUGAACGAGAAUUGAAACUCACGGAGUACCUGCAACCGCUUCCAGAAUCGCGUAAAAUAAAGCGAGUAGAUUCCGUAUCAGAGGAGAAAACGGAUGGAAGCAAGCCGACAGAGAAGGAAUCACUGGCGGUAGAAAUCAAAGAGGCGGACAGUGGAGAGAGCGCGCAUCCCUCCCCGUGUCCUGACAACAACACGAGAUUAAGCAACGAUCGAAAUGAAAAACCGGAAACGUCGAGCAAUACCGAGACGACGGAAAACGAAAAUGUUAAAGAUACAACUGUGAAUGAAGACAGACGACCAUCUCUCAUCAGAAGAAACACAUUCGAGCUUGACUCUAACGACGAAAAAUUAUCUGCUUUAAGGCAAGAAUACGAACGCCGACAAGGUAAUCUCAUCUUUCAGAGCGCCAUUCCGCAAUACUCGGGACAUCGCGUAGAUGGAGAUUCCAUUUGCCAUGCACCUUCCGAUUCCGUAGUUUCUGUUACAGUCACUGAACCAUCGAUUACUUUUACACCCGAUGUUCAGGCAACUAACACUCAGCACCCAAUUACAUACCAACUAUUGGAUGGUUGUGAAUAUGAUCAAAGGCAAACGCCGCAAAAAAGUUGUUUACAAUCCAAUCUCAAUAAAUCUUGCACGAUUUAUCCCGUAAUUAAAAGUGCCAGCGAUAAAUCUAUUUUAGAUUGUAGCACGGAUUCGGACGAUGCGUCCAAUCAUUGCAGUAACAGUUUGCCGGUUACUUUGAACUCUAUUUUGGAAAAAAGUCGAUUAAAUCCUAUAAAGAGAAUUAAACGAAGCGAUGAAACUACUCCAAUUAUCUCUGGUGGUGUUAGCAGUUCAGAUUAUUCCUUCAAACCUUCGGAUAGUCCCACAGUACGGCGCAAAACAGAGUCUACGCCGAUCGUGUCAGGUGGUGCGGUGAUUAUGAAUAAGCCUGAAGUCAAGACGCGACCCUUCAAAAUGUCUUCCUCCAUGACUGCCUGGGUAGUCGAUAUGAGCGACUGCAGUAAGCAGGAAUCCGGGUCCCGAAAUAACUCGCGGAAUAUGUCGCAAAGCUUCUCGACUUCUGAAUGUGUCAAGAAACCUGUACAGAAGUCCUCAAUCAACCAUGAGAAACAGAGUAGUUUAGGAUUCUUCGUUAAUUUAAAGGACGUGAAUGACAUCGAACCAACUAAACGCGAUCACUCGGUCGAAAGGAAAGAGCGAGAUAGUAAUGAUAAAUCCUAUUGUGAAUUUUACGUAGAUAUCUCUGAUAAGAAUAAUGAUAUUAAAGCCAAGCCAUCCGAGAGGCAAGAGGAGAAUGUUAAGAAUGAUACUUCUAAGGAAGGCGAGAAGAAGAAUAUUUUUUCAAUGUUUAUCGAUCUGAAUGAUACGUGCGGUGGAAAGGAUGGAGACAUCACGGUUCCAAAGCACAGACGAAGCUUCUCGACGAUACCUAAUAAAUCGAUGGAUAUUAAGACGGAUGAUAAUAGUUUUAGAGAUAACAGCAGCGCCGCGGGAGAUAAUCAAUUGCCACAAGAACAAAAGAGAGAGAAAGCCAAACCCAGCGUCUUUAUGUUUAUAGAAUCUGAUUCUCCCGUAGUGAGAAGACGGACGUUAUCCACUUCACGACCGACGUUCAAGCGGCAUUCCUGGAACACAGACAAGACACAGUCAACGAAUGGCAACGGUAACGGUUGUGUGGCAAAGGAACUUAUGUUCAGGAAGGAGCACAAGCGCGCGCAUAGCGUAUCGAUGGACAGUCGCAGCAUCUCGAAACGAUCCCAAGCAAAGACGAGCUCAUCUAGUCACUCGUUAAGCGAUGCGGCCAAAGCAGAGUCUCGUAAUCAUAAAGAUUCCAAGACUUUGCAGGAUCGUGAAAGUAACUCCAACAACAUGGAUACGUCAUCCGAGGAUGUGUUCGAAUUCGAUGUAAAGGACACUCCACCCAACUCCCACGUGGAGAUUGAAACCGAAGAGCAAUUACGCAGUAGCAUAAAUCAGCGUUGCGAGUACAAAGAUAUAAUUUCUGAUCGGACAGAAACCUUAGAAGCCAAUGAAACGAAAGGAUAUGAAGACGAGUUUUCGGAAACCUCCGCCUGGGAAAAAACGUGUACAGAGAGCACGGAAGGACAAACACGUAAAAGUGAAACAUUUGAUAUCAGCAGCGGUAGUAGUGGGCCAUCGCCGGACAGCGAUAAUCAUGACUAUGAAUUGACUGACCUGUUGAACGGUCAAGUUGAAGUUUCAAAUGUCAACGAUAGACCGCAAAUAAUAACCGCAGGAAACAGCAAUAAGAUAUCGGAAACUCGCAAGUCACUGAGCGAGACCAUCAAGAAAAUCGAGAGCGAAUUGAAGGAGCCCGAGUAUGAUAAUGUGAAACGACAAACUUAUGAUUGUCGCUCAUCGAAAAAGGACGGGAAGGCGACCGGACAUAAUUUGAAGAAUUUGCAUUUAGAUUCCGAUAAAACGAAUUCCUCUAGUUUCGUACGUUUGUCGGAUUUGGAUAAAACACCGAUUGCUAAUCAUAAUGCAUCAGAUGUCUCGAUGAAGGAUGACAGAGAGACGCAGUAUCGAAUGAGCAGUAGUAUUCCGGAAACAUCGUGGAUAGAAAGUAAACUGGCGAUAACGAGAAACACAGGACCAUUCAGACCGGUGUCUAGGAAGCUUGUUUCUGUCAUGAGCACAUCGCUUCCAUCCAAACAGAAAUCCCCGUUGGAAGAUUUGACUGCGGGUGACUGCGAAGGGGAAGGAAUUAUUUCUGAAUCCGAUCUCAGUAGCAUGCAAAGCAGUAUGGGACGUUCCGGAGCGGAAGGCAGCACGGAGGAAACUGAAACGUCAAGUAUAGCUGGCGCAAAACCGUACAAUAGAUUGGGUGAGGAUUUGCUAAGAAUGUUUUUGGAGGAGAUUAAUCCUGAUAUUACGAUAGAUGUAGCCGGUCGACAUAUAAGAGCGCAUAAAUGUAUAUUAAGUUCUCGUUGCCAAUACUUUGCCGCAAUUUUGAGCGGCGGAUGGAUCGAAAGUGCAGGAAAUGUUAUUUCUCUGCAAGGAUAUUCUUAUAAUGCAGUUCAUUUUGCAUUGUGUCAUAUCUACAGUGGAGAAAGUAAUAUACCAGAUUCUAUAAGUAUUGUUGAAUUGGCGACGUUAGCUGAUAUGUUAUGUUUGGAAGGUCUUAAAGAAGUUAUAGGAUAUACGCUUAAGCUUAAAUAUUGUCACUUGUUUCACAAGCCUUGCCAAAUAUGUGCUAUUGGAGUAUUAGAAUGUAUGCCGUUAGCUGCAGCUUAUGGUCUGGAUGAAGUGUAUCGAAAAUCACUUAGGUGGAUUACAAAGCACUUUGUACGAAUAUGGCCAUGCAAAGCAUUUGCGACUCUCCCGAGAGAAUUAAUGGAAAAAUGUUAUCACCAGCAUAUAGUACACAUGUCUACCGACAAUGUACUCCAAACUAUGAUGGAUUGCGAUAAACUUUUGGCGACUUUGCCAAAUGUACGAUGGGCAGAGCCAGUAUUUCGGAUGGUAUCGAAUCUAUUGGAAACGUCGAUCAAAUUCCUGUCGGAGAAUUUUGCAGGCGUUCUAGGAAAUGAAAAUUUCCAGUCGCUUGGUCGCGAAAUGACAUGGAACAUUAGUCGCUUAGAAGAUAAUUUUCUAGCGGCCAUCGAACAAUUAUCGCCCGAACAAGCAUGUAAAAGUUAUUCGAAAUUGAAUAAAAUGCUACUCACAUCACAGACGGACGAUCCUCAAGGUAGGAUCAAAUGGGGACCGCUAUUCAUCGAUUUCUUACACAAACUUCAAACUCGCGUGGAAAAAUGUUUGGUGCGCGAUGCAGCGCGUGCCGCGAGAACUACUACGUGGCUGAAAAUGGAUUUAGAACUUCGUAGAAGGAUACAGGAGUUAGCUUGUCUUGUGAUCUUGCCUCAUGAGACAUCAAAACGUCUAUCCAGACAUUCAAACUUUUUGAAGGAAUCUCAGAUACCGCCUAAUCGCUCGACGAUAAACCGCAACUUAGAUUUGAAACGCGUAAAAAUGGCAAUUUCGGAACAUAAUGAUAAAUCUUUGAAACAAGUACCAUCAUCCAAGCAAACGAAGAAAGUUUUCGGUAAACCAAAAACUGAUCCGCUUGAGCGUAAAAUGCAAGAGGAUAAGCAAGUUGUUUCUGAAACUGUCAGACCGAAAUCAUGGCCUAAUAAGAUAGAGGUAAAGUCUAGAUAUCUGGAACCGAGAAACAAAUCGGUUACAAAGGAGAGUGUACCCACAAUGCAACACGAUAAGAUAGUGCAACAACGGCGCAAAAUUAUGAUUUCUUCAUCUGAUUCAUCGCGCACAUCCAGUCCGGCUAUGAAACGCGCGAUAGAUAAGAAGCCGCUAUCCAAAAUGAAAUUGCCAGUCAAGAAAGAUGUGAAAGCUCUCUCAUCAGACAGUUUGACAGAAGCAAACGCUUCCGGUCGAAGUGGCGGGAAAAGGGACUUGAUUAGCAAGAGUUGCGGUAUCACAAGACCCGAAUCACCUUCCUUCAAACAAAAAACCACUGAAAUAGGAUUAUCGAUUGAUUCUUUAGAGACUAAGAAUAAGCCAGCUGUUGUCAAAAAGAAGCCCAAUAAGAUGGACACAUCAAUGUCCACUGAUAGUCUCAUGACAGAGAUAACGGCAACCCCAAAGUCCAAUGCGUCCAACAAAUUAUCACCUACUUUGGCAAAAGCUACAAACAAAACACAAAUUUAUGAUAGAACGAAGAAAAGCUCGCCACCAACACAACAGAGGAGUCCACUGACAGCUGUUAGAAGACCUCUAAGGUCACUAGAAAGUUCUACCGCUGCCAGUCGCAGCAGAGCCGCUGCCAUCAGCAGCACAUAUUACGGUUCACCAAAUUUGCGCAGAAACUUAUUAGAUGCUGCGAAGACACCGGAUGUUCCCAGUAAAUUGAUGAAUGCAGUCGCUCCUUUUAAGACGCGACAGAUCACGCAGACAAAUACUCCUCUUAACACAAGGAGAGAAAGGAAGGAGACGCAAAACUCACAAAGUUCUGACAGCCCCAGCAAAAAAUCCUCUCCAAAGUCUAGUGCCGCUAAUAGGAUGAACAAAUCAACAAUCACUGGUAAGAGAAUUGCCAGUAGCAAAGUUGAUGACAAAGUUAAAAGGUGCCAUAACGGGGAAGCGCAAAAGCAACCCACAGUAGGUUCGAGAUCCGGUACGUUUCUUAAGGAUGAACCUACAAUACUUAAAAAAGUGGACAUUAAAUCGUCGCAAAUUAAUACUUAAUGCUAUUAAUAGUUUCUAAAGCUGGAUAACCGAUAAAAUACGCAUUGUCGGCAUUUAUUUCUAUGCUACAUGUUAUGCAAUGUUAAGAAAAAGUUUUGUUGUUAAUAUUAUCUUUAACCGCAUCAUAAAAAUUCCUGAGAUAUCAAAACUUAAAAUUAUUUUGUAUUACUAUAUAGUUAAAUGUUUAUGCA